AUGUCCUAACUCUUUCACCCUUUUAUCUCUCUCUCUUACGCUCGCAAAACAAGAUAGUUUCGCCUGUUCUUUGCACAUUACAUUAUUACAUAUAAUAUAAAAUCGUGUUUCCAUAUUCGAGCCAUGGCCGGUAAGGAAAUUUUCCACAAGAUGAAGGAAUCCGUCAAGGAGAAAGUUGGGCUUGGUGCAUCUGAUUCUGCAGAUUCAGGGAAAGGCAAGAGCAAGAUGUCGAAGCAGAUCACGCAUGGUUUCCACUUGGUCAAAGGGAAAGCCUUCCACGAGAUGGAAGAUUACGUUGUUGCCAAAUUCAAAGAAGUUGACGACAACGAGCUUGGCCUUUUCGCUAUCUUCGAUGCCCACCUUAGCCACGAGAUCCCUGACUACUUGUGCUCCCAUUUGUUUGACAACAUUUUGAAUGAGCCAAAUUUCUGGCAAGAACCAGAGAAAGCGAUCAAGAAAGCUUAUUAUAUAACGGACACGACGAUUCUAGACAAGGCAUCUGACUUGGGGAAAGGCGGUUCCACUGCUGUGACUGCGAUAUUAAUCAAUUGCCAGAAGCUGGUGGUUGCUAACGUUGGCGACUCUCGUGCUGUUCUUAGCAAAGGUGGUGUUGCCAAGCCACUCUCAGUUGAUCACGAGCCUAACAUGGAGAAGGAUGAUAUAGAGAACAGAGGAGGAUUCGUUUCAAACUUCCCUGGGGACGUUCCUAGAGUUGAUGGUCAACUGGCUGUGGCAAGGGCCUUUGGUGAUAAGAGUUUGAAGAUGCAUUUGAGUUCAGAACCAUACGUUACUGUGGAGAUCAUUGACGACGAUGCGGAGUUUCUUAUCCUAGCAAGUGAUGGGCUUUGGAAGGUCAUGUCGAACCAAGAAGCGGUUGAUUCGAUUAAGGGAAUAAAAGAUGCAAAAUCUGCAGCAAAGCACCUCUCAGAGGAAGCUGUUGCAAGAAAAAGCUCAGAUGAUAUCUCAGUGGUUGUCGUUAAAUUUCAGUGAGCUCGGUUUAAGAUUCCAUUGAUCAUUAGUCUUACUGGUCACUGAAACAAGUAAAGAGUAUUUGGGUUUGGACCAGCUAAAGAAUCAAAACAUGAAACAAAGCAUGGGCGUUUCCUCCUCUGUAAAAUGCAAUCAUCACCACUUUUAUUUACUCUUUCUUUUUUCUUUUGCAAACUGUGUGACUUCUCUGUCUGUUUCUUUGUGGGAAUAAAAAUCAACAGUUGAGGCUUUCUAUGCUUCUCUUUGUAUUGUAACUUUUUAUUUACUAUGCAUUACAUCA
Molecule: messenger RNA, 1270 nt
Organism: Brassica rapa (field mustard)
Lineage: Eukaryota; Viridiplantae; Streptophyta; Magnoliopsida; Brassicales; Brassicaceae
Product: probable protein phosphatase 2C 39
Biological process (GO): protein dephosphorylation
Molecular function (GO): protein serine/threonine phosphatase activity
Source: RefSeq, a predicted model, not a curated record